GAUAUCGAAAAUGAAGUAGAACCAGAUGAAAUGUUGCAUUUACGAUCUGCUGAUAAUCAUUCUCUGUGGAAUGAUACUGUACGAGUUUGGAACGAGACAAAACGAGAGUGCUUUGCUGGUUUUCUUGUAUUUUUCGGCACGUUGGCGGCUUUCCCGGCGUUAUCAUCACUGGUCGAAACAACAGCGGAAAAUGUUAUUUGGAGAAAUUAUUUCACAUCAGUUGCUUGCUUCUUGCUGUUCAACUGUGGCGACGCGUUGGGUCGUUUGCUUGUGAAUUUCGCUAUCCCAGGUGAGAAAAGCCUGUUGACUUUAUCGUUGCUGCGAUUGCUGCUCAUCCCCAUAUUUUUCUUUUGCAACAUAAAUCCUCGUUAUCAUUCGGCGACAUUCUUCCACAGCGAUAAAGCAUUCAUCGCCACAAUGAUUUUAUUCUCCAUUUCAAAUGGUUUCCUUUUCACGGCAACGACCAUCAGUGCUACGCGGUAA
This is a messenger RNA of Gongylonema pulchrum, 483 nucleotides long. NCBI's taxonomy places the organism in Eukaryota, Metazoa, Nematoda, Chromadorea, Rhabditida, Gongylonematidae. The record is from the annotation of a GenBank genome assembly.